Messenger RNA from Fukomys damarensis (Damara mole-rat), 2673 nucleotides. It is a transcript of the gene Chordc1, whose product is annotated as cysteine and histidine rich domain containing 1. Bases 159 to 1169 code for a protein of 336 amino acids. The record is from RefSeq and is a predicted model, not a curated record. Lineage: Eukaryota; Metazoa; Chordata; Mammalia; Rodentia; Bathyergidae. The transcript is spliced from 11 exons. Gene Ontology annotation, biological process: centrosome duplication. Gene Ontology annotation, molecular function: zinc ion binding.
CUGCGCGACCGGAAAAUUCGCGAAUGUUCCUGAAGCGGAACCGGCUGUUUCCGGAAGUUGGCAGCCGCAGUCCCCGUGGGAACGGUGUUUGCUACAGAACAGUUGCAGUCGUGGCUCUGCGGUGUUUCGGCUUUGCCUGUAACGGCGGAUAAAGGAAAAUGGCCCUGCUGUGCUACAACCGGGGCUGCGGUCAGCGCUUCGAUCCCGAAAGCAAUUCCGAUGAUGCUUGUACAUACCAUCCAGGUGUUCCAGUCUUUCAUGAUGCAUUAAAGGGUUGGUCUUGCUGUAGAAGAAGAACAACUGAUUUUUCUGACUUCUUAAGUAUUGUAGGUUGUACGAAAGGUAGACAUAACAGUGAGAAACCACCCAAGCCAGUCAAGCCAGAAGUCAAGACUACUGAGAAGAAAGAACUGUCUGAAUUGAAACCUAGGUUUCAGGAACAUAUUAUCCAAGCACCAAAACCAGUAGAAGCAAUAAAAAGACCGAGCCCAGAUGAACCAAUGUCGAGUUUGGAACUAAAAAUAUCUGCCUCCCUAAAACAAGCACUUGAUAAACUUAAACUGUCAUCAGGAAAUGAAGAAAAUAAAAAAGAAGAAGACAGUGAUGAAAUUAAGAUUGGGACCUCAUGUAAAAAUGGAGGAUGUUCAAAGACUUAUCAGGGUCUACAGAGUCUAGAAGAAGUCUGCCUAUAUCAUUCUGGAGUACCUAUUUUCCAUGAGGGGAUGAAAUACUGGAGUUGUUGCAGAAGAAAAACCUCUGAUUUUAAUACAUUCUUAGCCCAAGAGGGCUGUACAACUGGGAAACACAUGUGGACUAAAAAAGAUGCUGGGAAAAAAGUUGUUCCAUGUAGACAUGACUGGCAUCAGACUGGGGGUGAAGUCACCAUUUCAGUGUAUGCUAAAAAUUCACUUCCUGAUCUUAGUCAAGUAGAAGCAAAUAGUACUUCAUUAAGUGUGCACAUUGUAUUUGAAGGAGAGAAAGAAUUUCAUCAAAACGUGAAAUUAUGGGGUGUGAUCGAUGUCAAGCGAAGUUAUGUAACUAUGACUGCCACAAAGAUUGAAAUCAUCAUGAGAAAAGCUGAACCUAUGCAGUGGGCAAGCCUUGAACUGCCUACAACCAAAAAACAGGAAAAACAAAAAGAAGAUCUUACAGAUGGAGUACAAGAAUGAAAAGCUGUUGCCUAUUUUAGAAUUCUUAAUGAUGUGCGGUGAAAUUGUGGCUUGCUGCUGUAAUCUUGUUGCUAUUUUUGUUUGUGAAUUUAGUAUUUCAGGGUCAUCCUUGGGUUCUUAAAAGCCAAAGUCUGGUUAUUUUUUUGUCUCUGUCUUCCUUUUAAGCUCAGUAAGAUUGACUAUUCAUUUUUCCUAUUAGAAAAAUACUUGUGUCCCAUACUUGAACAAGCUGGAAAAUAGCUCAUAAAUAUAAUUGUAGGAUUUCUCAGUGCAGUACUGUUAGGCAGAAAAAUAAUGUAAGACUUUUUAAAAAACUUUUGUCCCAAGUAUAAAAUGUGAAAUUUUAAUCAGAUAUUACAUGUAUUUUUGUUAUAUCCAUACUUGAAAGUCUUCAUGGAAGAUCAUUGUCUUUCCAAUGUGGAUAGUUUUUCUAGGAGGAUUAGUGCUGAGAUAAUGCAUUAAGUAAAAGGGAGUAUGUGUUGACAAAUUAGAAUUUUUUUACAAUUUAAUUUAAAAAUUAAAUCGAUAACUAUACUAUUUACCAAGCAUAUGAUUCAAAAAUACAAGAAAUAAAAUUAUAGAAGUAUCAAUCUGCCUAAAAUUCAUCAUUUUAUAGGACUAAGCAAUAAUUUUAAAAUCUCCACUGAUUAGUUGUAUGAUGUUAUGAAUAAAUUAUACUUGAAGUACAGUCUAAGACCUUUUAAUCUUUUAGUUACCUAUAAAAGGAAAUACAUAGCUGGUUUCCAUGAUGAAAAACUAAAAGUAUAAACAUAAAGGUUUGUGAAAAUAUACUGGAGUAUAGGAAAAGUAAAUACAUAAAUUUUGCUUUAUGAAACUAUUACAUGUUAAAUAAAAUAACUUAAUUCUUUCAGAAUUUUAUUUUUAAAGCUUUCAUGAAGAGCUUUAUAAUUUUAGUGACAGUAUUGAUUAUAGUGCUUAAUUUCUAUUAAAUGUAAGUAACACAGAAUUCAGUUGUUUAUGCUGUUUGCACCUAUUCACAGGUUGUUUUUUGAAUUUCUGCAGAGCUCCAAAAGAAGCUGUACUGUACUUAAGAACUGUUACAAAGUUUAGCGCUCUGGCAGAACUUAAUAAAUUUGGGGAUUAGUCUUAUAUUUAUUAGAAGUAAACUUAAAGGGAUUUAUUUCCAAAACUCUUUAAUAGUAAUAACAUUAUUUCAAAGACAAAUGCGCUGAAGGACUAUUUUAGUUAAUACUUUGUAUAUAUCAUUUUACUAUUGGCAGCAGAUAACUAUUCUAUCUCUUAGUUACAUAAUAUAAAGGUUUAGAUCUAUUGCAAUUAUAAAGACAAGUGGCAACCAUACUUUGUUGACAUUGAAAUAACUUUGCAAGAAACUUGACAGUAAAAAGUAGAUAAGUCUCUAAUGCUGAAAGAAUAUGUUUCAAGUUUGUAGAGUAUUUUUCUUGUGGAAACCAUAAUUAAGGGAUGGGGAUUUAGCUGAGUGGCACUGCGCCUGCCUCAAAAGCACAAGGUCCUGAGUUCAAUC